CACAUCUUUACCCACAAUGCACGGCGACUCCCAAAUGACACUCUGCUGACGAGUCCAGUCUGGACCACAUGCACAUCUGGACCUCAUCAGGGAACUAUACACGAGUCCCAACAAGUCCUGCUCCAGGAAGGUGCUGCUCCCCCUCUGCUGUCAGAAGAAGAACCGGUGUCAGGACCCAUAGAGAAAGAAAAUGAAGUUCUUCUGGGCCCUGGUCUUGGUCUCGCUGCUGGCGUCCGUCUAUAGCCUGGCGUCAUCGUCUCCUCGUCCCAAUGACGAAUGUGCCGGCAUGUCCAUGCGUCUUCGGGCCUUCCGGCUGAAGGUGUCUUGCAACAUGACGACUCUGAGAGACAAGCAGCUGAAGGAGAUCCAGGCGCCAACCACCAUCUUGUACCUGCCAAUCCUGUACUCGCUAGCCUUGGUGAUCGGCCUUCCGUCCAACCUGUUGGCUCUCUGGAUCCUCAUCUUCAGAACCAAGCGGCUUCCUUCCACCACGCUGCUAAUCAACCUGACGACCGUAGACUGCCUACUGCUGCUCGUCCUGCCCUUCCGGAUCAUCUACCACUUCAGGGGGAACCACUGGGAGCUGGGCGAGCCGUUCUGCCGGGUCGUCGUGGCGAUGUUUUACGGGAACAUGUACGGGUCGGUGCUGUGUCUGGCGCUGGUGGCUCUGGAUCGCUACAUCGCUUUGGUUCACCCGUUUGGCGCCAAGAGUCUACGCAGUGCGCGGACGUCGGCAUACAUGACGGCGGGCGUGUGGGCGGCGGUGCUGGCGGCUAUGUUGCCGCUGCUGACGACGCAGCAGACGUACGCGCUGGACUGGCCGCGGAUCACCACCUGCCACGACGCGCUGCCCCAGGAGGAGCAGGAAAAUUUCUUCCUGCCGUACUUCGCCACCUUGUUCACACUCUGCUUCCUGCUGCCCUUCCUGGUCAUCCUCUUCUGCCAUUGCGGCGUCCUGCGCGCCCUGUUGGCCGAACGCCAGCGCUACGCCCACGCCAUAUGGGUGAUGCUGCUGGUGCUGCUGGUCUUUGUGGUCUGUCUGUUGCCGAGCAAUGUCCUGCUCCUGCUCACCUACGCCGACAGCUCUCUGGACGCGGAGGGCGAGGACGUCUAUGUACCUUACAUGCUCAGCCUAGCCAUUAGCACCUUCAGCAGCUGCGCUGACCCCUUUAUCUUCUACUACGUGUCGGCCGACUUCAGGGACCGGGCAAAGAGCGCGCUCUGUUGCCAUGGCAACUCUCAGCCGCCAUCCAACCUGCAGAACAAAGCGUCAUGCUCCUCGUCGUCCUCGAGAUCAAAAGUCACCCAGCUGUCCCUCUCCAGCCUGCACUCGGCGCCUGGGAGACGUCCUCUUGGGAUGACAAACGCGGUUUAGGGAUCCCUCGUGCCCAGCACCGCACACGAUGACACCCCGCAGGGGUGCGUUCUCUUGCUGAAGUCCGGCAGAAAGCCGACCGGAACACAAUCAAGACUGUCUGAGAUGACGGACGGGGGAAAAAAUCUAAGACCUGAAGGAGGCCUCAGGGGCUGCUGGCCCGGUUCUACACGCUCUACACGGUCUGGCUUGGUUCGGUGUAGGACACAAGUACAAGGACUUAGAAUGAAGAUUUAUACUCGGCCUGGACAGAACGUCCACCAUGUUUUCUUGACCAUACAGAACCAGAACCAGCAGAACACAUGGAGAACAUAUGAAUUAUUGAGAAUACACAAUGUUGACAGAUGUGUACUUUGGUUUAAAGAACUCUGUUACUAACCGUCUAGUGCAGGCUGUACUUUGUAAAAAAAUAAAUAAACAUACUUACCUGUU
Molecule: messenger RNA, 1807 nt
Organism: Nerophis ophidion (straightnose pipefish)
Lineage: Eukaryota; Metazoa; Chordata; Actinopteri; Syngnathiformes; Syngnathidae
Product: proteinase-activated receptor 4-like
Exons: 2
Coding region: 191-1375 (394 amino acids)
Biological process (GO): positive regulation of Rho protein signal transduction; phospholipase C-activating G protein-coupled receptor signaling pathway
Cellular component (GO): membrane
Molecular function (GO): G protein-coupled receptor activity
Source: RefSeq, a predicted model, not a curated record